UCAAGAGUUUGUCACUUUUGAUGAAGACCCCUAAUAUUUAUACUAAUGGUUCAAUGGUAAAACAAAGUUUUGGCAACGAAAGAAAGCAGAAUUCAUUGCCAACUACAUAUUUGCGUAUUUACCUCGGGCGGAACUUAUUGCCUUGGCGUGCGCUGAGUAUAAUAAGAAAUAAACAAAAUGGGGGAGCAGUCCGAAGGUAAAUGGAUUAUUUGUCGUAUUUGUUUGAAAACCUCCGAAAAAGAAAUGUCUCCUAUAUUUGGUACGGGCGCCAUUGAAACAAGCUUAUCAUAUCAAAUUGCAGAGUACGGCUUGAUUAAGCUGAGCGAAAGUAAUGCAUGUCCUAAUCGAAUAUGUGAGAAGUGCUUGUUAUUGCUUAAGGCGGCUCAGAAGUUCCGCCAACUUUGCCAACGCUCUGCAAAGCAGUGGAAGGAUUUGCUGCAAUUAAGUGAAUGUGGAACAGAAGCUAAAAAAGAUAAAACAGUCAUAGAAGAAAUAUUAAAUAAAACUAUUUGCGUAAAGCAAUUAAAUGAUGUACCAUCAAUGGAAAAAUCAUUGGUAUUGCAUGAAGAGCAACAAAAGGAAGAAGGCGACACUGUUGACAGUUAUGUUUUUGAGGUCAUUCAUGACGUGGAUGAGGAUUGCAAUGAAGGAGGUAAUCAUUUACUGGAAUCAAAUGAUGGAGAGUUUGGUGAACUUGACAACGAUCGUAUGGCGUUUUUAGAAGAUAACUCUGCAGCCAAUUCCGAUGAGCUUACUUACUAUUCAAACUCACAAUUUGAAGUAUUAAAGCAUGAGGAAACGCUCAGUUCAGAUGUACCUAUUAACAAAUUCUUUUAUGAUGAACCACAAGCAGAAAAUUUACAUGAAGAAAAAUCAAAAAGAAAUGACCAUGAAUUCGAAAUUAGCACGAAAACUGUAUCGGUUAAAUCACAAGUUACACGUGGUCGAAGAAAAAUAUCUAAUAUUAAGAAGCCUUCACAAAAGAAUAAAUCAAGGUACGGGGGUGAUUCUUCGAAUGAGUGGGCGAAGAAAGCACCAAGUAAUUAUAUAUGCAGCUUUUGUGGCAAUGUUUACACUGAGAAGGCAAAAUUGACAUUGCAUCUAAGGAUACACACCAAGGAGAAACCGCAUGAAUGCGAAAUUUGUCAUAAACGAUUUUCGCAGACUCCACAGCUUACACGUCAUAUGAAUUCGCAUACAGGAAAUCGACCUUUUAAAUGCAAGUUUUGUGAAGCCAGCUUCGCCGAUCCUUCUACGUGUAUUAAACAUCAACGCAUUCAUACACAGGAGCGUCCAUACGUUUGCGACACUUGUGGAAAAGCCUUUUCUUAUUCAAAUGUACUGAAGGUCCACGUUAUGUCACAUACGGGGGAGAAACCAUAUAAUUGUAAAUAUUGCGGUAAAAAAUUCACCCAAGCACACCACAGAAGCACCCAUGAGCGCAUUCAUACAACGUGAAAAAGAGGAGGUAUUUUACCAGGAUCCUUUUGUCAAUUUAAUUGUAUUACUUCAGAAAUUUUCCACAGGAAAUAUAACAAUUAUGUUGAUUACGAUUUUAAAGCAUAAACAGACGGCAGCGUUGAUCCGGAUCAGCGCUGCCGUCUGUUUAAGCUUUUAUUUUGGACACCUACCGCUUUGCCCGCUGCAAAUUCUUUUUUUUUUUUUUUGCAUUCAUAAGGAAUUUACAUGAUUUUCAAAAGCGAUUAGUUGAAUCAAAAGUUGAGCUAAAGCAGGCAGCCGGCGAACUUCAUUGAAAGCGAUAAGUUGAACAGCCGCUUACACCAGGCGAUUUUUGCUUUCAACUAAAAGUUACCUGAAAAAUCGCCUCAUGUAAAUUCC
Messenger RNA from Rhagoletis zephyria (snowberry fruit fly), 1839 nucleotides. RefSeq names its product zinc finger protein OZF. Gene Ontology annotation, biological process: regulation of gene expression. The record is from RefSeq and is a predicted model, not a curated record. Lineage: Eukaryota; Metazoa; Arthropoda; Insecta; Diptera; Tephritidae. Gene Ontology annotation, cellular component: nucleus. Gene Ontology annotation, molecular function: zinc ion binding.